Messenger RNA from Gryllus bimaculatus (two-spotted cricket), 2768 nucleotides. NCBI's taxonomy places the organism in Eukaryota, Metazoa, Arthropoda, Insecta, Orthoptera, Gryllidae. The record is from the annotation of a GenBank genome assembly.
GCAGGUUAGGUUCGUCACAAUUUAUGACUUGUUUGUGUUCCCUAUCACACGUAAUUCGAGAGUACAGCAAAUCGAAGAUGCGCCACUGCGCCAUUAGCUCCUGUUGCGCCAUCUAUUCAUAGCACAAUGAAGCUAAGAGGAAAAUGGUACCAUGAGAUACAUAUUUCGUUGCCCAGUUUUAGUGGGAAAUGAAAGAAAUUCAUCACGACUCUUGAGGGUAAAAAUGAGUUGACAUUAUGAAGAAGUCUUAUAAUCCGGUUACGGAUGUGAGAAAUGAAAAUGUUGAGGGCACACGGCGGCUCUACAGGGCUAUAUCGGAUAUAGCAAGAAAUUUAGAUGAAGGCAGAGACAGAGCCCAAUCAUGUACUGAACUGUUUCUACCAAAUGCUGAAACACAACGAUUGAAGCUACGAGACUACUGCGAGAGGCUGAUUUUUUCAGACCCCCUUGGCUUUGGGCGCAAAGGUGAAGAACUUCUGUGGAGAAAAGGCUACUACGAUGUAGUGACAACAGCAAAACGACUCAGAAAGAAUAAUGUGUGGAGCCAAGAUGAAGAAGCACAUUUACAGCGUCAUCUUUAUGCUGGUGUGGGGCACUACCAUCACAUAAUAUUUCGUCUUCAGAUUGAUUUUAAGUUAGAUUUACGAGGAAAUGUUGAUUUCCCUCUUUUAGUAAAUGACGGUGGAUUAACAAAAGGCAAGUUGGGAUCAUCCCGAUGCCAGGAAGAAGGCGUUUCAGAAUGGGCACACCAAGCUUUACAUCGAAGCUUGGUUUUCUUGGGUGAUUUAAGUCGAUACCUUUUGGAAUUGCAUCCUGAAUGGGAUUCUGGGCUUCCGCAACGUUACUAUUUGCAGGCCAUAAGUUUGAAUUCUGAUAUGGGAAUGCCUCAUAACCAAUUAGGUACUUUAUCUGGAUCUCAGAAUUACAGUGUCGAUGCUGCAUAUCAUUACAUGCGAUGCCUGAUUUUAUCAUGUCUUCAUUCUUUUGAUGGUGCUGAAGGAAAUUUGCGCAGAAUAUUUGAAAGAAAUGCCAAGUGGCUUGAACAUCACAAUCGUUGGAAUUUGGAUGACAAAGUGGAAGAAAUGCCACCCACAGAGCGCAUUCAUCGAUUUAUUGCAAGAUUUAUGGUUGUGGUGGAUGUUUGGUUUUUUGACAAAACUUUUCCAGCUAAUCCUAGUCAGCUUUGCCAGCAAAUGGUUGAAGAUCUAAGACAUUGUCUCAUGUACAGUAAGCGAUUUCCUUCUGACAGUCAGUUGUCACCGGAACAUCUAGAUUUGGAUGAACUUUUGAAUUUGGAUGCAAAUUGUGACCAUGAGAAGCCAGAAUAUCUGAAAGAUGAUCUGGUAUUUAAAUUAGUGUCCAUGUUGCUGUUAUGUAUAUCUCGCUUACAAGCAAAACGUUCAAAACUACUAUCAGGUCUCACAGUUUUUACUCUAGCAAUAGUUUCAGAAAUAGUUCAACAAGUAAUUAAUCAUAUUCAAGAUUCAGUACUUACAUUGUCCAUUCCUUCUCUUGGUGCCCCUUUUACACCCCCUCUUCUAACAUCUGAAAAUAGUGAUCCUUCUGUUGCAUCAACUGAAUCUAGUGUGUGUGUGUCACUAUCAUCCUGCCCUACGGUUCCCUUUCCUGAAGAAAGGGUAAAACCCACCCUAGCUGAUGAGAUUGAAAAAACAGCUGCACCAAAGGAAAAUGGUGAAAUUUUGCCUUCUGUUAAUGGUUCUCUUGAAAAUGAAGGAAAAAAGAAAAAGAAGAAAAAGCUGAAGUAUUUAAGCAAGUUUCGGCGCCGGAGGCCUAAAAUUUCUGUUCAAAACAGCUCUGAAGAUUCAGAUUAUAGUGACGGUGACUUGCCUUAUGGGAGUAGUUCCAGCUCAGAUGAAGGCAACGAUGACAUUUCAGAGAAUGAUGAACAUUUAAUCUAUGAUGAAGUUGACGACGAUGAAGAUGAUGAAGAUUCUGAUACUUCUUCCACUAGCACUCAGGUUGAGUCGAAAGAAACUAUUUCUGAUGAAAAUAAACAGAAUGACAAAAAGGAGGUGAUAACAAACGGAGAGUGUCAGUCAAAAGAUUCUUCACAAGAUCUGAGUGAAAAAUUACUGGUUAAUGGUAUCAAUGGAUGCAGCUCAGAAACAGAAGAAAGUGUGAAUGAAAUUUCAUGCAACUCUCCAUGUAUUGAAGGUGAGAAAGAAGAAAUUAAUGUGUCUGGCACUGGCCAUCCUAAUCAUGUGAUAGAAAAAGGAUUUAAAUCAAAUGGUCAGAUGGACCCUGCUGAUAUAAUAGAAUUGGUUGCUGAGGAAGGCUUAUUGCAAGUUGUCAAAAUUUGUGCGGACUGGCUUCUUGGAGAAAAAGAAGUUCUGAAAGCUUGUGGUCGGAGUUCACCAACACUGUUGAGUCGUAUAGUAACCAUGCUCAACCUUAUCAAUAUUGAUGCUGAAGUUUUGGAGAACAGGCAAGACAGUGCCAAGUUCUUCAAAUUAAAAAAUAUUUCAGAAAUUUUCCAGAAAGUUCCUCUUACAGAGGAUGUUAAAAUGAAGGGUAUUUUGGUCUUAAAAGAAGCUCAUGAAUUAGUGGAUUGGGAAUUCUGCAGGAAUUACUGUUUACACACCAAAGAGGAGGCAUUACUGAGAGUCUACAAGUUAGUGAAUUUUGGGAAAUUUCUUGUUGAUAUUGAAGAUAUCAAGAUCUGCUAUGAUGAGAAGAAACAUCAAUUCUCAAUGAAGCAGGAAGCCAUAACAGAAGAGACUAACCUUCCAGCAAUUAAUAUAAUGUAG